This is a messenger RNA of Bombina bombina (fire-bellied toad), 991 nucleotides long. RefSeq names its product CD209 antigen-like protein E. NCBI's taxonomy places the organism in Eukaryota, Metazoa, Chordata, Amphibia, Anura, Bombinatoridae. The coding region runs from base 72 to 815 and encodes 247 amino acids. The record is from RefSeq and is a predicted model, not a curated record. The transcript has 7 exons.
GGAGAAUUCAUUUAAACUGCUAAGCAACAGACACAUCAAGUUGUCUAGUCAUUCUGUAAAGGCAAGUCCUAAUGGAAAAUGAAAUUACCUACGCAGAUAUUCGUUUGCCUCCCAGCUCCAAACAGUUGGCGUCAAGUGGAGAGAAGAAAGACGUAAUCUCUAAAGACAAUGUAACACACCAGAAUACCAGUAACGCUAAGAGAUGGGCCUUGGUUCAGCUACUUCUUAUGUUCCUGUUUUUUAUCUUAUCUUUGAUCAUGACUAUAAUGUAUAUUUUUGCUUCAUCUGACCUUCAAAAAUGUUUAACUAAUAAUGACUUUAUGAUUAAGAUGAAUCUCAGCUGCAAUAACAUAUCAUGUGAGAAGUCAGUGAUAUCAAACAAAGUAGAAUUUCAUGUAUGUCCUAAAGAAUGGAUGGUGAAAGCUUCAAGAUGCUACUUUAUUUCUAAUAGUAGCCUGAGUUGGAAUGAAAGCCAGAAAUCUUGUAUGGAUAUGGAUUCUGAUCUCCUAAUAAUUAACAGUCAUUAUGAGCAGAAAUUCAUCACCAAUAAUUCUGCCCACAAUAAAUAUUUCUGGAUGGGGCUUAUUGUCACCGGUACGGAUACAAAGUUCAGAUGGGUGGAUGAAAGCAAAUUGAAUGACAAUAUAAAGUUCUGGAGAGAAAGCCAACCAGAUAAUAAAAGUAGUCAAGGAUCAGAACAUUGUGCAACAGUUGGGGGUAAUGAUGAGAAAAACUGGAAUGAUGCUUUCUGUGGGACCAAUAAUAGAUACGUGUGUGAAAAGGAGGCACAGAUCUUUUUAGAACCAGGGUUGUAAGAUGGACAAUUCCAGACUUUGUACAUAUUAAUGAGGUAGUAUUAACAGGAUCCACUGGGUCAAAAGGUAUGAAUGUUAGAUAGAUAGAUAGAUAGAUAGAUAGAUAGAUAGAUAGAUAGAUAGAUAGAUAGCACUCAGAGGAUUUGUGGCCAAACAUAAUAAAAAAUGUAUUGACA